Messenger RNA from Salarias fasciatus (jewelled blenny), 16949 nucleotides. It is a transcript of the gene ubr4, whose product is annotated as ubiquitin protein ligase E3 component n-recognin 4. Bases 2 to 15616 code for a protein of 5204 amino acids. Gene Ontology annotation, biological process: ubiquitin-dependent protein catabolic process. The record is from RefSeq and is a predicted model, not a curated record. NCBI's taxonomy places the organism in Eukaryota, Metazoa, Chordata, Actinopteri, Blenniiformes, Blenniidae. Gene Ontology annotation, cellular component: nucleoplasm; cytosol; membrane. Gene Ontology annotation, molecular function: zinc ion binding; protein binding; ubiquitin-protein transferase activity. The transcript has 106 exons.
GAUGGCGUCGAGCGGAGGAGAUGGGGAACACGAAUGGACAGCGGCGGUGCGGCCGCUUUUAUCAGCUUCCUACACUGCAUUUGAAACGAAAGAGCUACCUCAGCUUAUCGGCUCUAUAAUCAACAGUGAAUCAGACAUUCUUCACCACGACAAACAGUAUGAGCCUUUCUACUCGUCGUUCGUGGCGCUCUCUGCGCAUUACAUCACCACAGUAUGCGGACAAAUACCAAGAAAUCAGUUGCUGUCGGUUGCUGCAGCAUGCAAAGUAUUGAUUGAAUUCUCUUUGCUGCGCCUGGAAAACCCUGAUGAGGCAUGUGCAGUGUCACAGAAACACCUGAUCCUUCUAAUAAAAGGACUUUGCACUGGCUGCAGCAGACUAGAUCGCACAGAAAUCAUAACUUUCACAGCUAUGAUGAAGUCUGCCAAGUUGCCUCAAACCGUCAAAACCCUUUCAGAUGUUGAAGAUCAGAAGGAAUUGCCCAGUGCUGUAAACCCAGAGCUUCGACAAAAAGAAGUUCAGAUGAACUUCUUUAAUCAACUGACUUCAGUUUUUAACCCUGACCUUACCACCAUCUUGGCCUCCCCAUCAGCAGCACACAUGCAGGCUGAGAGCGAUUGCGACGACCAAACCACAGAUCAAGCCAUUCAGGCCAAAAUGAAAAAUGCCUUUGUCUCUCAGAAUGUGUCAAGCUUACAGGAACUUGGUGGGUCGGAGAAGUUGCUACGAGUGUGCCUCAACCUGCCAUACUUUCUACGCUACAUCAACAGAUUCCAGGAUGCUGUAUCAGCCAACUCCUUCUUUAUCAUGCCUGCCACAGUGGCUGAUGCCACUGCUGUCCGCAAUGGAUUUCACUCACUGGUGAUUGAUGUAACGAUGGCUCUGGACACACUCUCCCUGCCGGUAUUGGAGCCCCUGACACCAGGAAGACUACUGGACAUGACCGUGCUGGCUUUGAGCUGUCUGUAUGCUGGUGUGAGUGUGGCCACUUGCAUGGCCAUCCUGCAGGUGGGGAGCGGCUUACAGCUUCGCUCUGCUUCCACGGGGACAAAAGAGGAAGACUACGAAAAUGACGCCGCUACAAUUGUCCAGAAAUGUCUUGAGAUCUAUGAGAUGAUUGGACAAGCCAUCAGCAACUCUCGAAGAGCUGGAGGAGAGCAUUACCAGAACUUCCAGCUGCUGGGAGCCUGGUGCCUCUUGAACAGCCUGUACCUGAUACUGAACCUGAGCCCGACCGCCCUCGCAGACAAAGGCAAAGAGAAGGAUCCCUUGGCUGCACUGCGUGUCCGGGAUAUUGCAGCACGUACCAAGGAUGGCGCAGGAUCGCCUAAACUUGGUCCUGGCAAAGGACACCAAGGGUUUGGAGUGUUAUCUGUUAUCCUGGCCAACCAUGCCAUCAAACUUCUGACUUCGCUGUUCCAGGAUCUGCAAGUUGAAGCUCUGCACAGGAGUUGGGCGAGUGAUGGACCGCCGGCAGAGCUCAACAUCAUGGCACAGAGUACUUCCAUCCAGAGAGUCCAGAGACUCAUCGACUCCGUGCCCCUGACCAACCUACUCUUCACACUUCUCUCCACUUCUUACAAGAAGGCUUGUGUUCUCCAGCGCCAGAGGAAAGGCUCAGUCAGCAGUGAUGCCAGUGCUUCUACAGAUUCAAACACCUACUAUGAGGAUGACUUCAGCAGCACAGAGGAGGACAGCAGCCAAGCAGAGAGAAGACAGGAGAAGACAAGUGCAGCUUGUGUCUCAGACGAUGACAGUGAGCCCAUCCUGGGGCUUUGGUUUGAGGAGACAAUUUCGCCAACCAAAGACAAAGUAGCUCCUCCACCCCCUCCCCCACCACCACCCCUAGAGACCGUUCCCCGACUGAAGAGCCCCAGCAAGCAAAAUCCCAGCGAGAACGGCAACAUUUUAGCAGGCCGAAAAGAUCCAGAGCUGUUUCUCAGUUUAGCUUCAAGCAUUCUGAACUUUAUCACCACCUCAAUGCUGAAGUCCCGGAACAACUUCAUCCGCAACUACCUGAGCGUGUCUCUCACCGAGCAACACAUGGCCACGCUGGCCAGCAUCAUCAAAGACGUGGACAAGGAUGUCAAAGGCUCCUCAGAUGAAGUGUUUUCCUUGGCUCUGUAUCACUUCAACCACACCCUAGUAACCUCAGAUCUUCCAUCCCCGGCCUUGCAGAGCACCCUUCUUCAGCAGCUGGGUGUUGCUCCGUUCUCAGAGGGGCCCUGGCCGCUCUACAUCCACCCCCAAUCAUUAUCGGUCCUCUCCAGACUUCUCCUCAUAUGGCAGCACAAAGCGAGUGUGCAAGGGGAACCAGAUGUGCCUGAGUGUAUGAAAGUCUGGGAAAGAUUUUUGGGGACUUUGAAGCAGCACACAAUCCAGGGUUCUAUGCACGGAGAAGACGAUCUUAACGUGGAACACCUCCAGCUCCUGCUGCUGCUUUUCCACAAUCUGUCGGAGCGUGGUCGUCGCUCAGUCCUCACCAUGGUCACUCAGGCCAUCACUGAAGUGGCCCAGAGCAGAGAGUCUCAGCUGAAGGCUGUGCCUCUAAACCUUGCCCGCCUGCUGCUGGUCUUUGACUACCUGCUGCGCCACUACUCGAAGGCCCCGCUAUAUCUGUUUGAACAGGUGCAGUACAACCUCCUCACUCCACCAUCCACCGGACCAGGCUCUGUUCAGGAGGGAGGCAAACGCAGCAGCCUGCCGUUGUACUACGGAUUCAAAGAAGUGGAGGAGAAUUGGGCAAAACACUGUUCAGGAGAUUCAAAUACUCAGCCAAAAUUCUACUGCGUUCUGUCCCCUGAAGCAUCUGAGGACGAUAUCAGCAGACUAGACAGCAAGGUUUUUCCAAAGCUGUUCAAUGGAGCGGUGAAAUAUGAUGAACUGUAUGCGUGGCUCAUCUCCCUGCUGGCAGCCGGCUCUCAGUUUGAUACAGCGAGAAGACAGGAGAGCAAACCCACCACACCAAUGGAGGCCUGCUCCCUGCAGUACUACUUCCUGGUCCUCUGGAGGAUUCUAGGUGUCCUACCUCCCUCUAAAACCUUCAUGGAGCAGUUGAAGACAGGCUGCAGUGACCCCAGUGAGAGUGACAUCCUGCACACACUCAGAUGGUCGUCGCGUCUGCGUGUAUCUACGUAUGUGAACUGGAUCAAGGAACAUCUAGUGAAACAGGGAAUGAAAGCGGACCAGGCAGCCUCUCUGGUUGAGACGACAGUUGCUAAGUGCAGCACUGUUAAGUAUGAUGUCGAGCUGGCGGAGGAAUACAUUGCCAGACAGAUUUCCACCUUCUCGAGUGUGGAUCCAAACGUCAUCUUGCCCCUUCAUCAGUUGCCCUCUCUGCAAGCCAUCUAUACUCUGGAUGCCGUCAUCUCCAAAGUGCAGGUUUCCUUAGAUGAGCACCUGUCGAAGGUUGCCAUCGAGGCAGACACCCACAAGUCGGCUGAAAUCACGAAGAACCUGCUGCCUGCUACACUGCAGCUCACUGACAUUUACACAGCAUUCACAAGAUCUUACCUACUGAUGAACAUCCCAGAGGAGGGCGAGAACAAGCUGACCGACGCAAAACUCCAAGGUUAUGCUGCAGUUCUCUCAAUCGGCUCCACUCGCUGCAAAGCCAACAUGCUAGGACAUAGUAUCAUGCAGAACCUGCCGUCGGCUGUGCAGACUAUAUGUGAGACUUGGAACAGCGUUCACACCAAUGAAUUCCCCAACAUCGGCUCAUGGCGAAACGCGUUUGCCAAUGAUACCAUACCAUCAGAGAGCUACAUCAGUGCCAUACAAGCAGCUCAUCUGGGCACACUGAGCUGCCAGUCUUUGCCCCUGGCCUCCUCCCUGAAACACAUCCUUCUUUCAUUGGUUCGUCUCACUGGAGACCUCAUUGUUACAGAGGAGCUGAAUCCCUCCCAGGUUGUGAGCACUCUGUUGCCCCUCCUCCUGGAGAGCAGCACUGAGUGUGUCGCUGAGAUCAGCAGCACCUCGCUGGAGCGCAUCCUCGGCCCGUCGGAGUCGGACGCCUUCCUCGCCCGCAUCUACGAGCGUUUGGUGACGGGCUGUUACAACAUCAUUGCCAACCACUCGGACCCCAACAGUGGCUUGGAUGAGUCUGUACUCGAGGAAUGCCUUCAGUACCUUGAAAAGCAGCUUGAAAGCAGUCAGGUCCGGAAGGCAAUGGAGGAGUUCUUUUCUUUCAGUGGCGAGCUCGUCCAGAUCAUGAUGGCAACAGCCAAUGAAAACCUGUCUGCAAAGUUCUGCAACAGAGUUCUCAAGUUCUUCACCAAGCUCUUCCAGCUCACUGAGAAAAGCCCAAAUCCGAGCCUGCUCUGCCUGUGUGGCUCUCUGGCUCAGCUGGCCUGCGUGGAGCCGUCUCGUCUGCAGUCGUGGCUGACGCGGAUGACGGCCACGCCGCCAAAGGACUCGGAGCAGCUGGAAAUAGUUCAGGAAAACCGGCAGCUCCUGCAGCUGCUCACCACUCACAUUGUGCGUGACAAUAGCCAGGUUGGAGAAGGAGUUUGCACAGUCCUGCUCAGCACACUGAUUCCCAUGGCGACAGACAUGCUGACCAACGGCGAUGGAACUGGCUUUCCUGAGCUCAUGGUCAUUAUGGCCACACUUGCCAGCGCUGGCCAGGGGGCUGGACAUCUGCAGCUGCACAGGGCAGCGAUUGACUGGCUGACCAGAUGUAAGAAGUACCUAACACAAAAGAACGUUGUGGAAAAAGUGAGCACAAAUUUGUCCCAGGGAAAGCAUGCCAGCAUGCUGGAAUGCUCGUGCCACAUCAUCUCCUAUCUGGCUGAUGUGAUGAACGCCUUGAGGCAAAGCAGCGGCCAGGGCACUUCAGCGCUGCUGAUGGAGGGAGAAGAGAAGGCCAUGGAGGUCGACUCGGACUGGGUGGAGGAGCUUGCAGUGGAAGAGGAUGACUCCCAGGCAGAGGACUCGGAUGAAGACUCUCUCUGUAACAAACUGUGCACUUUCACCAUUACUCAGAAGGAAUUCAUGAAUCAGCACUGGUACCACUGUCACACCUGUAAGAUGGUGGAUGGGGUAGGUGUGUGCACAGUGUGCGCCAAGGUCUGUCACAAAGACCAUGAGAUCUCCUAUGCCAAAUAUGGCUCUUUCUUCUGUGACUGCGGUGCCAAAGAGGAUGGCAGCUGCCAGGUGAGACCGAAUACCUCAGGUCAUCAUGGGAAGAGAACAACAGCGGCUUUGGUCAAGCGCAGCCCCAGCAGCGGCAUGGGCUCCACGCUCAAAGAGUCGUCUGCGUUCCAGAGCGAGCUGCGCAUGCCCGAGAGCGCGAUCCGCCACCAGAACGCCUCGCCCUCCGACAAGGGCAAAGUCACCAUCUGUGAUGGCAAACCUGGCGAUGAAGACAGGCCCAAGAAGAGCAGUGUGUGUAAGAGUAUUGAAGGCUGCCAGGAAGAGUUGUUAACUCAAGUGAUGGGGUCAUCCACUGCCGCUGUCAUACUGGAGAUGCUCAUGUUUCUCAUGGAAGCCAUCCAGACCAACUUCCAGCAGGCGUCGGCGGUGGGAAGCAGCAGCCGGGCUCAGCAGGCCCUCAACGAGCUGCACACUCAGGACAAGAAUGUGGAGAUGACAGACCAGCUCAUGGUACCGACCCUUGGUUCUCAAGAGGGGGCUUUUGAGAACGUGAGAAUGAACUACAGUGGUGACCAGGGGCAAACUAUACGCCAGCUCAUCAGUGCACAUGUCCUGCGGCGAGUCGCCAUGUGUGUCCUGUCGUCCCCUCAUGGUCGCCGUCAGCACCUCGCAGUGAGCCAUGAAAAGGGCAAAAUCACAGUCCUGCAGCUGUCCACCCUCCUGAAGCAAGCCGACUCCAGCAAAAGAAAGCUCACCCUGACCCGUCUGGCCUCCGCCCCAGUCCCCUUCACCGUGCUCAGUCUCACAGGCAACCCUUGCAAUGAAGAUUACCUGGCAGUGUGUGGCCUAAAGGAUUGCCAUGUCCUGACCUUCAGCAGCACCGGCUCUGUGUCAGAUCAUCUGGUGUUGCACCCGCAACUGGCCACAGGCAACUUCAUUAUCAAAGCCAUCUGGCUACCAGGCUCACAGACGGAACUGGCCAUCAUCACUGCCGACUUCGUUAAGGUCUACGACUUGUCGGUCGAUGCCCUGAGUCCCAUGUACUACUUCCUGCUGCCGAGCUCAAAAAUCCGUGAUGCUACAUUCCUGUUUAAUGAAGAGGGGAAGAACAUCAUCGCCAUCAUGUCGUCAGCGGGCUACAUGUACACCCAGGUCAUGGAUGAGUCCAGCAGCGCUCAACACGGUCCGUUCUAUGUCACAAAUGUCCUGGAAAUCAUCCAUGAAGAUCUGAAGGAUAGCAGUGGGCAGGUAGCAGGCGGAGGAGUGUCUGUCUAUUACUCCCACGUCCUUCAGAUGCUUUUCUUCAGCUACAGCCAAGGAAAGUCCUUUGCUGCCACAGUGAGCCGCAGCACGACCGAGGUGCAGAGACUUUUCCCCAUCAACAUCAAGGGUUCCAAUGGAGGCAGCAGUAAGAUGUCCCCCGCUCUGUGCCAGUGGUCUGAGGUCAUGAACCACCCAGGCUUGGUUUGCUGUGUGCAACAGACAACUGGGAUACCGCUGGUUAUUAUGGUCAAGCCUGACACGCUGCUCAUCCAAGAGAUCAAAACUCUUCCAGCAAAGGCGAAGAUUCAAGACAUGGUAGCCAUUCGACACACUGCCAGCAAUGAGCAGCAGAGAACCACCAUGAUUCUGCUGUGUGAGGAUGGAAGCCUCCGUAUCUACAUGGCAAAUGUAGACAACACCUCGUACUGGCUCCAGCCCUCGCUGCAGCCCAGCUGCGGCAUCAGCAUCAUGAAGCCGGUCCGCAAACGAAAAGCGGCCGCUGCCACUACCCGGACCUCCAGUCAGGUGACCUUCCCAGUGGACUUCUUCGAACACAACCAGCAGCUGACAGAGGUGGAGUUUGGCGGUAAUGACUUACUGCAGGUCUACAAUGGACAGCAGAUUAAACACAGGCUCAACUCUACGGGGAUGUAUGUCGCCAACACCAAGCCCGGGGGAUUCACAGUGGAAGCAGUGAACAACAACACCUCAAUGGUGAUGACUGGCAUGCGGGUGCAGGUGGGCACUCAGGCCAUCGAGAGGGCUCCUUCCUAUGUGGAAGUCCUGGGCCGCACCAUGCAGAUAAACCUGACGAGAGCCCGUUGGUUCGAUUUCCCCUUCACCAGAGAAGAGGCUUUGCAGGCUGACAAGAAGUUGUCCAUAUUUAUUGGAGCGUCUGCAGACCCGGCUGGAGUCACGAUGCUCGACUCCAUCAAGAUCUACGGUAAAACUAAAGAGCAGUUCGGCUGGCCGGAGGAUCCACCAGAGGACUUUUCCUCUGCCUCAGUGAACAAUGUCUGCAGUCCCAGCCUCAACCAGGGCAACGGCACCUCCGACGGAGACAUAGCCACCCCAACCACAACCGGCGGCACUGUGCUAGAGAGUUGUGAAACUGAGUCCUUGUCAACAUUGGACCGGUUGGUGGUCAGCUCUCUUGAGGCUUUGGAAAGCUGCUUUGCUGUUGGUUCAUCUGGUGAGAAGGAGAAAAACAAAGCUGCAGCCCUGGAGUUGGCCACGUUACUGCUGUCAAUGCCGACACCUGCUGGUGUCCAGCAGCAGACCAAAGGACUUCUUGCUAGUCUGCACACCAGCCGGACUGCCUACCACAACCACAAGGACCAGUCCUUGCUGAGUAAUGCAGUGCAGUGUCUGAAUAGCUGCAGCCGUGAGGGCAAGGAGCUUGACCCCGACGUCUUCCAGAGGCUUGUGAUCACUGCCCGCUCCAUUGCCAUCAUGAGACCCAACAACCUGGUGCAUUUCACAGAAACAAAAUUAAUGCACCAUGAUUCUGACAUGACAGAAGAUGGUCAAAAACAUGUGGAUGGUGAAAAUAGUAAUUUCAUAGCGCAGCUGAUGAAUAACUUCUGGAAGCUCCACGCUUUGAAACCAAAGAAUGCCUUUCUUGCUCCUGCUUGCCUGCCUGGCCUAACCCAUGUGGAAGCAACAGUAAAUGCCUUGGUUGACAUCAUCCAUGCGUAUUGCACAUGUGAACUGGAUUACAUCAAUGUUGCCUCCAAGAUCUACAUGCAAAUGCUCCUGUGCCCUGACACUGCUGUGAGCUUUGCUUGUAAGCAGGCUCUGAUCAGAGUUCUUCGACCAAGAAACAAGCGGCGUCAUGUGACCCUGCCCUCUCCUCCACGCUCCAACACCCCUAUGGGCGACAAGGAUGAUGACGACGACGAUGAUGCAGAUGAUAAAAUCCAGUCAUCAGUGCUGACUGGAGGAGAAGAAGGUCGGCAGGAAAGUCAGGAGCAGAAUGAAGUGGACCACGGCGACUUUGAGAUGGUGUCGGAGUCUAUGGUCCUGGAAACAGCAGAGAAUGUUAACAAUGGAAAUCCAUCUCCACUGGAGGCUCUGCUGGCUGGAGCUGAAGGUUUCCCUCCAAUGCUGGACAUCCCUCCUGAUGCAGACGAUGAAACGAUGGUAGAACUUGCCAUCGCUCUCAGUCUCCAGCAGGACCAGCAAGGGAGCAGCAGCAGUGCUCUGGGCCUUCAGAGCCUCGGUCUCUCUGGCCAGGCACCAAGCUCCUCUUCACUUGACGCUGGCACUCUGUCAGACACCACUGCAUCAGCUGUUGCUAUGAUUUCAGCCCCGGCGUCAGAUGAUGAGGGCAGCACAGCUGCUACUGAUGGCUCCACUUUGCGAACCUCCCCAGCUGAGCAUGGAGGCAGUGUAGGCUCAGAGAGUGGAGGCUCUGCUAUCGACUCUGUGGCAGGGGAGCACAGUGUGUCAGGACGCAGCAGUGCAUAUGGAGACACCACAGUGGAGGGCCACCCUGCCGGGCCCGGCAGCGUCAGUUCCAGCACUGGAGCCAUCAGCACCACCACAGCUCAGCAGGAAGGCGAAGGCUCAGAAGGGGAAGGGGAGACUGAAGGAGACAUCCACACAAGCAACAGGUUGCACAUGGUGCGUCUCAUGCUACUGGAGCGUUUGCUUCAGCACCUCUCUCAGCUGCACAAUGUAGGAGGAGUCCAGGCAAUCCCGUACAUGCAAGUCAUCCUGAUGCUGACGUCUGACCUGGAUGGUGAGGAUGAGAAGGAUAAGGGUGCCUUGGACGACCUGCUGGCACAGCUCAUUGCGGAACUCGGCAUGCACAAGAAGGAUGUUUCAAAGAAGAAUGAACGCAGUUCCAUCAAUGAAGUUCACCUCGUCAUCAUGCGGCUUCUGAGUGUCUUCAUGUCUCGAACUAAAUCUGGAUCCAAAUCCUCGUCUGAGUCGUCCUCCCUGAUUUCCAACGCCACAGCCACUGCUCUGCUCAGCCUGGGUGCCAUUGAAUACUGUCUUCAUGUGCUCAAGUCCCUCCUCGAGUUCUGGAAGAACCAGCAGGGUGAAGAGGAGCCUGUGACCACCAGCCAGCUCCUCCGCACGCACACCGCCUCCUCGCCCCCCGACAUGAGCCCCUUCUUCCUGCGCCAAUAUGUCAAGGGACAUGCUGCCGAUGUGUUUGAAGCCUACUCCCAGCUUUUGACUGAAAUGGUGCUCCGGCUGCCGUAUCAGAUCAAGAAGAUUGCCGACACCAACCCACGAAUCCCACCUCCUGUGUUUGAUCACUCCUGGUUCUACUUUCUCUCUGAGUAUCUGAUGAUCCAGCAGACGCCGUUCGUCAGGAGGCAGGUCAGAAAGCUGCUGCUGUUCAUCUGCGGAUCCAAGGAGAAGUAUCGUCAGCUGCGGGAUCUCCACACACUCGAUUCGCAUGUGCGCAGCAUCAAAAAGCUUCUCGAGGAGCAGGGCAUCUUCCUCAGAGCUGGCGUGGUCACUGCCACAUCUGGCUCAGCGCUGCAGUAUGACACACUCAUCAAUCUGAUGGAGCAUCUGAAAGCUUGUGCUGAGAUUGCCACUCAGCGGACAAUCAACUGGCAGAAAUUCUGCAUGAAGGACGAUUCCGUCUUGUAUUUCCUGCUCCAAGUCAGCUUCCUGGUGGAUGAAGGCGUUUCCCCAGUUCUCCUGCAGCUUCUCUCCUGUGCGUUGUGUGGCAGCAAGGUGGUGGCCAGCUCUUCCUCCUCCUCUUCAACAUUCUCAGGAGGUGGUUCUAGUAGCACUGGACAGACAGGAACCUCUCAGUCCUCUCAGAGCAAAUCCUCCAGUAAAAAGAGCAAAAAAGAAGACAAAGAGAAAGACAAAGAUGGGGAUGGAGUUGGCAGCCAGGAGGAUCAGCUGUGUAUGGCGCUGGUCAGUCAGCUCAACAAGUUUGCUGACCAAGAAACACUCAUCCAGUUCUUGCGCUGCUUCUUGCUCGAGUCAAACUCAUCUGCUGUGCGCUGGCAAGCCCACUGCCUGGCACUACAUAUCUACAGGAACUCAAGUAAAUCUCAACAGGAGCUGCUGCUCGAACUGACUUGGGACAUUUGGCCAGUGCUUCCUGCGUACGGCCGCAAAGCUGCUCAGUUUGUCGACCUCCUCGGAUACUUCUCACUAAAAACCCCUCAAACCGAGAAGAAGUUGAAGGAGUACUCUCAAAAAGCAGUGGAAAUCCUGAGAGCACAGAAUCAUAUCCUGACAAAUCAUCCCAACUCCAACAUCUACAACACUCUCUCUGGAUUAGUGGAGUUUGAUGGCUUCUAUCUGGAGAGUGAUCCCUGCUUGGUCUGUAACAAUCCAGAGGUUCCCUUUUCGAACAUAAAGCUGUCCUCCAUCAAAGUGGACACCCGCUACACCACCACCCAGCAGGUGGUGAAGCUCAUUGGCAGCCACACCAUCAGCAAGGUCACAGUGAAAAUCGGUGACCUCAAACGCACCAAAAUGGUCCGCACCAUCAAUCUCUACUACAACAACAGGACCGUACAGGCAAUCGUGGAGCUGAAGAACAAGCCAGCACGUUGGCACAAAGCCAAGAAAGUGCAGCUAACCCCAGGGCAAACGGAGGUGAAGAUUGACCUUCCCCUACCAAUCGUCGCUUCCAACCUGAUGAUUGAGUUCUCAGAUUUUUACGAGAACUACCAGGCCUCCACAGAAACCCUGCAGUGUCCCCGCUGCAGUGCCUCUGUGCCUGCCAACCCCGGGGUGUGUGGAAACUGUGGCGAGAAUGUCUAUCAGUGCCACAAAUGCAGGUCGAUCAACUAUGAUGAAAAAGAUCCCUUCCUAUGUAAUGCCUGUGGUUUCUGCAAAUAUGCCCGGUUUGACUUCAUGCUGUAUGCUAAACCGUGCUGUGCUGUGGAUCCCAUCGAGAAUGAGGAAGACCGGAAGAAGGCUGUGACCAACAUCAACACCCUGCUGGACAAAGCUGACCGAGUCUACCACCAGCUGAUGGGCCACCGGCCGCAGCUGGAAAGCCUGCUGUCUAAAGUCAACGAGGCGGCACCGGAGAAGCCUCAGGAUGACACCGGAGCAGGUGCAGGACUGGGGACGUCCUCCGCCAAUGUGAACAGAUACAUCCAGCAGCUGGCUCAAGAGUACAGCGGAGACUGCAAGACGUCUUUUGAUGAACUCUCCAAGAUAAUACAGAAAGUGCUUGCAUCUCGCAAAGAGCUGCUGGAGUACGAUCUUCAGCAGAGAGAAGCCGCCACCAAGUCGUCCCGGAGCAGCAGCAGCCACCAGCCCACCUUCACAGCCAGCCAGUACCGCGCCCUGUCCGUGCUGGGCUGCGGCCACACCUCUUCAACCAAGUGUUACGGCUGCGCCUCGGCCGUCACGGGCCACUGCAUCACGCUGCUCCGCGCCCUGGCCACCAACCCCGCCCUCAGGCAGAUCCUGGUCCUCCAGGGUCUCAUCCGCGAGCUGUUUGAGUACAACCUGCGGCGAGGUACAGCAGCCAUGAGGGAGGAGGUGCGGCAGUUAGUCUGCCUUCUCACCAGAGAUCACCCAGAAGCCACACAGCAGAUGAAUGACCUGAUCAUUGCCAAGGUUUCCGCUGCCCUCAAAGGUCACUGGGCUAAUCCUGACCUGGUGAGCAAUUUGCAGUACGAGAUGCUGCUGCUGACUGACUCCAUUUCAAAAGAAGGAGGAUGCUGGGAGUUACGAUUGCGCUGCGCUCUGAGCCUGUUCCUGAUGUCGGUGAACAUUAAGACGCCUGUAGUGGUGGAGAACAUCACUCUCAUGUGCCUGAGAAUCCUGCAGAAGCUGAUUAAGCCUCCUGCCCCCACAAGCAAAAAGAACAAGGAUGCUGCUAUUGAGUCGCUCACUACAGUCAGGCCCUACAGUAACGAAAUCCAUGCCCAGGCCCAACUCUGGCUCAAGAAGGAUCCCAAAGCGUCUUAUGAAGCCUGGAAAAAGUGUCUCCCAGCAAGAUGCCAGGAGACGGUGUCGAAACCUCAGAGUAAGGCUGAGCUGCGGAAGCAGUAUCUGCUGGAGAAGUAUGUGUGGAAGUGGAAGCAGUUCAUGAGGUCCAGGAAAGGUGAAGGCCUGUUCCCCCGCCUGCUCAAACUGAGCCACGACAACUGGCUGCGACAGGUUCUCUUCACUCCUGCCACCCAGGCGGCCAGACAGGCCGCUUGCACCAUCGUGGAGGCUCUCACCACCAUCCCCAGCCGCAAGCAGCAGGUGCUGAACCUUCUCACCAGUUACCUGGAUGAGUUGAGUGUGGCUGGAGAGUGUGCAGUGGAGUACCUGGGCCUGUACCAGAAGCUCAUCAAGCCAACACACUGGAAGGUUUACCUGGCUGCCCGUGGAGUCCUGCCCUACAUCGGCAACCUCAUCACCACGGAAAUCGCCCAUUUGCUGGCUCUGGAAGACACCACAUUGAGCACAGAUUUGCAGCAGGGCUAUGCCCUCAAGAGCUUGACUGGACUGCUGUCCUCGUUCGUGGAGGUGGAAUCCAUUAAGCGCCACUUCAAGAGCAGGCUGGUCGGCACGGUGCUCAACGGUUACCUCUGCCUGAGGAAGCUGGUGGUGCAGCGGACCAAGCUCAUCGAUGAAACUCAGGACAUGCUCCUUGAAAUGCUGGAAGACAUGACCACAGGUACUGAGUCUGAGACCAAGGCCUUCAUGGCGGUUUGCAUCGAGACGGCUAAGCGCUACAACCUGGAUGACUACAGGACUCCUGUGUUCAUCUUCGAGAGGCUGUGCAGCAUCAUUUAUCCUGAGGAGAAUGAGGUGACGGAGUUCUUCGUGACCCUGGAAAAGGACCCUCAGCAGGAGGACUUCCUGCAGGGCCGCAUGCCAGGAAACCCGUACAGCAGCAACGAGCCGGGCAUCGGUCCUCUCAUGAGGGACAUCAAGAACAAGAUCUGUCAGGACUGCGACCUGGUGGCGCUGCUGGAGGAUGACAGCGGCAUGGAGCUUCUGGUCAACAACAAAAUCAUCAGUUUGGACCUGUCUGUGGCAGAGGUCUACAAGAAGGUGUGGUGCCCCACAAAUGAGGGUGAGCCGAUGAGAAUCAUCUAUCGGAUGAGAGGCCUGCUUGGCGAUGCCACAGAGGAGUUCAUAGAGUCGCUGGACUCCACCACAGAUGAGGAGGAGGAUGAUGAGGAAGUGUACAAGAUGGCGGGGGUGAUGGCGCGGUGCGGCGGCCUGGAGUGUAUGCUCAACCGCUUGUCUGGAAUCAAAGAUUUCAAGCAAGGGAGACAUCUGCUCACGGUUCUGCUGAAGUUGUUCAGUUACUGUGUGAAGGUGAAGAUCAACAGGCAGCAGCUUGUCAAACCAGAGAUGAACACGUUGAAUGUCAUGCUGGGAACGCUGAACCUGGCGUUGGUGGCAGAGCAGGAGAGUAAGGACAGUGGCGGUGCUUCCAUAGCGGAGCAGGUUCUCAGCAUCAUGGAGAUCAUCCUGGAUGAAGCCAACGCUGAGAUCUCAGAAGACAAGGGGAACCUUCUGCUCACUGGAGACAAAGACCAGCUGGUCAUGUUGCUGGACCAGAUCCACACUCCGUUUGUGCGCUCCAACCCCAGCGUGCUGCAGGGCCUGCUGCGCAUCAUCCCCUACCUGUCCUUCGGUGAACUGGAGAAGAUGAGGAUCUUGGUGGAACGCUUUAAACCGUGUUGCAGCUUUGACAAGUACGACGAGGAGCACAGCGCAGAAGACAAAGUGUUUUUGGACUGCUUCUGUAAAAUCGCAGCUGGAAUCAAAAACAACAGCAAUGGCCAUCAGCUGAAAGAUCUUAUUCUUCAGAAAGGAAUCACACAAAGUGCACUGGACUACAUGAAGAAACAUAUCCCCAACGCCAAAAAUCUGGAUGCAGACGUCUGGAAGAAGUUCCUCUCUCGACCGGCUCUCCCCUUCAUCCUCAGACUGCUUCGUGGUUUGGCCACGCAGCAUCCCCCCACACAGGUGCUAAUAGGUACAGAUUCAAUAACCAACUUGCACAAGCUGGAGCAGGUAUCCAGUGACGAAGGCAUCGGGACUCUGGCGGAGAACCUUCUGGAGGCUCUGAGGGAGCACAGCGACGUCAACCUGAAGAUCGACGCCGCUCGCAGGGAGACCAGGGCGGAGAAGAAGCGCAUGGCGAUGGCCAUGAGGCAGAAGGCCCUGGGAACGCUGGGCAUGACGACCAACGAGAAAGGCCAGGUGGUGACGAAGACGUCGCUGCUGAAGCAAAUGGAGGAGCUGAUCGAGGAGCCCGGCUUGACCUGCUGCAUCUGUAGAGAAGGUUACAAGUUUCAGCCUACCAAAGUCUUGGGUAUUUACACUUUCACAAAGCGCGUUUCUCUGGAGGAGUUUGAAAACAAGCCUCGCAAGCAGCAGGGCUACAGCACUGUGUCGCACUUUAACAUAGUCCACUACGACUGCCAUCUGGCAGCCGUCAGGCUGGCUCGUGGGCGGGAGGAAUGGGACAGUGCUGCUCUCCAGAACGCCAACACCAAGUGCAAUGGACUGCUUCCUGUGUGGGGGCCGCACGUGCCAGAAUCGGCCUUCGCUACGUGUUUAGCAAGGCACAACACAUAUCUUCAGGAGUGCACCGGCCAGCGGGAGCCCACCUACCAACUCAACAUCCACGACACCAAACUGCUGUUCCUGCGCUUCGCCACCGAGCAGUCGUUCAGCGUGGACACGGGAGGCGGAGGCCGCGAGAGCAACAUCCACCUCAUUCCCUACAUCAUCCACACUGUGCUCUACGUCCUCAACACUACAAGGGCUACGUCCCGGGAGGAGAAGAAUCUGCAGAGUUUCCAGGAGCAGCCCUCUGAAAAGUGGGUCGAGAGUUCGUACGACGUGGAAGGGCCGCACUACUUCACCAUCCUGGCCAUGCACAUCAUGCCCCCCGAGCGGUGGAGGGUUUCCCGCCUCCACUUCCUCCGCAGGCUGCUGGUCACCACGCACACCCGCAAGGUCUCUCCAAGCUCCACGAACAAGCUCACAGACAAAGCACCAAAGGAAUAUGCAGUGUAUCGCUCACCUCUUCUCUUCUGGGGCCUGGUGGAUCUCGUCUACGACAUGUUUAGGAAAGUCCCAACCAGCAACACAGAGGGCGGCUGGUCCUUCUCUUUGGCAGAGUAUGUCCGUCACAACGACAUGCCCAUCUACGAGGCCUCGGAGCGCGUGCUCCGGGCUUUCCAGGACGAGCUCAUGCCUGCGGAGUCGCUGUCGGAGUUCUUCGAUGUUGUUGGCCUCCUGUCUGAAAUCCCAGACCCGGACCUUUUCCUGCAGGACUUGUUGAACUCUUUGCCCUGAUGGCCACCCUCAAACCACACCCCCUCCAAACAAAACCCCACAGCCCUGCGAAUACCGGCGGGACACCCACCAACCCAGUCAGAUUUACUCUUUUUACACACUGAUGCACACACCAGUCCCCACAGAGAGUCGCACCAUGCUUCCUCCUCUGCCUCCACCCCCACUCCACAUCUUAAAAUUAACCUUUAGCAGAAACUACGUGUAAUCUACGAGCGAUCAUGCACUCUGAACCCUCUGCAACGCUGAAACAGAAUUCACGCUCUGCUCCUCGGACCCGGUCGGUCCAGGACGUCGGGGACCCGGCCGACGGUUCGGCGUUGAAAAGCUUCCCGUCAUCCACCUUUGAGAAGGCGUCUGCCGGAUGGAGGAGGAACUGGUGAAUUCUGUUCUGCUGUGUGACACAUUUGGCUUUAAACCGCGGCGCCCCCCGUCGGGCGCGUUGUUCAGAUAACUGAAAUGUUUUGGGAUUUGACCCAGCACGUGUUACAAGUGGCAUUUGAUUUUAUCCUGUUUUGUUUUGUUUAGUUUUUUUUUUUUCCUCCUUUCUGUUCUUCGUUUGCUUUGAGUUUGUUUUUGUUCCUUUUGGUCUUUUUUUUUUUUUUUCUUCUUUUUUUAAUGGCAGACGGUUUCAGUGUCACGUUUCGUUUUUUCCAAGCUUUUCGAUGUUUGGUCUCAGCGUAGGUUGUAACUGGAAUUUGAGUGACGGGCCGCGACUAAACCAGGUUUAGCGUGUUGCAUUCUUUUAUUGACCUCUGAGGCUCCGUGGAGGAAGGUUUUCUUUUAUUUUCUUCCAUACAGCUCUGCCUUGGUGAUGAAGUACACUUUGAACUUGUGAAAGAUUCCAUCUGUUUCAAUGGAAUAUCAGACUUGUCUAAAUUAAUAAUAAAACAGACCUACCAUAUAUGCUUAAAUACCUUUUUUUUUUUGUUUUUUUUUUUCUUUUGUUUUUUCUUGGAUUAAUGAUUUGGUCCUCUGGUUUUUUUCCUCCCUUUCUCAGCUGUUUCCUUCAUUCUCGGGCCUUUCUGCACUCUGACUUGGGUUUCAGCAGACAAGCUUGUCUCAGUUCCCGGAACGGAUUUCUAGAAAAGUGUCGCUGAGUUUUAAUUUUCUCAGCCUUGGAUCCACUUAACAUCACAUUAAAGAAAAAAAAAAAAAAAAGAAAAGAAACUGAACAGCGUCCCUGACUGUUCUCCAGUGCUGAAUGCAUGGUGUGGGCUUCACCCAGCUUCUUGUUAAUUCGCCUCUUCCCGCUGCUACAUUGUCUAACUGUUGCUGAAUGUCUGCUUUUGAACUUAGCCUCUGAUUAAUAAAGCCGUAAUAAUUACAAAUGUGA